Messenger RNA from Sinocyclocheilus anshuiensis, 815 nucleotides. RefSeq names its product glutaredoxin domain-containing cysteine-rich protein 1-like. Gene Ontology annotation, biological process: sensory perception of sound. NCBI's taxonomy places the organism in Eukaryota, Metazoa, Chordata, Actinopteri, Cypriniformes, Cyprinidae. The record is from RefSeq and is a predicted model, not a curated record. Bases 93 to 686 code for a protein of 197 amino acids. The transcript has 2 exons.
CAAUAUGUUCUUUAACCCACACGUGAUUUAUCUUUUAUUCAUAAGAGAACACAAGUCGGUUUCCACGGAUAGCGUUUAUUAAAUAUUAAAGCAUGUGGUGUCGAAUUGACACCCUCGUGCCACAAGCCCUUUAUCUGAAGAUCAGGCAAGACCUUUCAUGUCAGGGCAAUGCACUUUACCUGGGCCACACUCUAAUUCAAGGUAAACAGAAAUUGUAUAAUGUAGGUUUUUUUGACGGCAGAAUGGAGCGACGCACAUCUAGGGCUGAGGAGGAGCGAGCGGAGAGGAGAGUGAGGUUCCGCGUGGCGUCGGCGCACAGCGGUCGCGUGCUGCAGGAGGUGUUCAGAGAGCACGCGCUCGAAGACUCCGCGGACACGGACACGGACACCACCGUGAGCUCAGAGCCAGAGCGCUCCACCUCGCCCGCCGUCACGGAGGCAAACAGCCAUUUGAGCGGCCCGAUGGGGCCAGAACCGGAGAACAGCGGCAGCGAACCGGACGAGCUGCUCAUGUACGCUAGUGCAAGCAAGGAGAAGCUUUUCACCGGAAAACGCGUGAACAUCUUCAGUAAGAACGGAACUAUUCGAGGCGUGAGAGAUAAAGUCAGCGCGGGACAGGUGUUGUUUAACAACCUCUCCCAAAUGUAUGGGGAUUCCCUUAUUAUGAACCGGCCUAAAAGACCAUGAGAUUUUGUCUGAAAACAGCCCUGGAUGUCCUGCAGCAGAGGAUGCUGGGUCACAACGUCACCCUGGGUGGAUGUGCAACAGGCUUGAGUGUGUGAAAGUGAUGAUCAGCGGCCAAUGUUUUUUGUUUAU